AUGGCAAGCGAUCAGAACAUAGCAGUAACACCAAGUCAGGUGAUGCUAACUGGCAAUCCGUUGUUAGAAACAAGCCUUGUUGUCUCCAUGCCAGCCUCACCGGCUGUGACCAGGUCUCUCGACUUGGAAUUCAAAGCAGAAGGACCUCCACCAGGUUUUACUGGCACUACCGCCGUUUCUUCUGGGGCAACGGCAGCAGACCUAUUUUCAUAUACUUCUUCACAGUUCCAGUCAGUUGGACCAAUUACCACAGGCGUGAAUGUUUUCGCCCCAGCAACAACCUCCAGUGCACAGACUAUACGUCGUAGCACUAUGCCUGUUUUUACAUCGGCUAGCCCAAGCACCGUCAUACCACCGGUGAGCGCGCCCCAAUACUAUCAACCCUUGGUCACUUACGCCAUGCCACCUCUGUAUUCGGCAGUGCUAACGGUGGCGUUGUCUACGCCACCCCAUCAACCAGUGGUCAUGCCGGCGGGAGUCUUGAACGCCCCAGUCACGCCGGGAAAUCAGGCUUAUUUCCCCGGAUAUUAUUUCGCACCCCCAUACGGGUAUUUACCCCCAUACAAUACUCCAACGUACACCCCCAGGGUGGGGCCACAAGGUUAUUCUCAGCAAUCGCCAUACGCGGCUUAUAUGCCGCCUUGGUGGACUUUCCCAACAUCACAACCCGUUUACAGUCAAACCCCGCCGACAGCGGAACCGACGUAUGACAACACAGCCCCAACCCAACACUGA
Helianthus annuus (common sunflower) is the source of this 735-nucleotide messenger RNA. Its product is annotated as leucine-rich repeat extensin-like protein 1. The coding region runs from base 1 to 735 and encodes 244 amino acids. NCBI's taxonomy places the organism in Eukaryota, Viridiplantae, Streptophyta, Magnoliopsida, Asterales, Asteraceae. The transcript has a single exon. The record is from RefSeq and is a predicted model, not a curated record.